Molecule: messenger RNA, 1536 nt
Organism: Ipomoea triloba (trilobed morning glory)
Lineage: Eukaryota; Viridiplantae; Streptophyta; Magnoliopsida; Solanales; Convolvulaceae
Product: U-box domain-containing protein 28-like
Exons: 1
Coding region: 135-1352 (405 amino acids)
Biological process (GO): protein ubiquitination
Molecular function (GO): ubiquitin protein ligase activity
Source: RefSeq, a predicted model, not a curated record
UCACUGCUGUUAGUCGCAAUUAUUUACUUAAUUUGGUUGACCAAAACCCAUUAUAAGGCUCUGAUCUGAGGUCUACCCGAUUCCCAGCAGCUAACGAGUAACUAGGCAGUCAAGUGAAAGAGAGUUUGGAAUUAAUGGCGAGAGAAAAGAGAGGGGGAUUGUACGUUACCGUUCCCAGCUUGUUCCGGUGUCCCAUAUCCAUGGACGUCAUGAAGUCUCCGGUAAGUCUCUGCACCGGCGUCACCUACGACCGCAGCUCCAUUCAGAUGUGGCUCUCUCAGGGCCACAAUACUUGUCCCGCCACCAUGCAGGUUCUCCCUUCCACUGAUUUCGUUCCUAACCUCACCCUCCGACGCCUCAUCCACCUCUGGCUCCACCACCAAGCCGCCAUGCCUUCGCCUUCCGCCCUCUCCAAACAGGAAGCGCUCGACAUCAUCAAGCAUAUCGAAAAAGUUAGCACCGCCGUUUCUACAAAGAAAAUCGCUGAUUUUGUGAAAUAUUCUGAGGAGAACCGGAGAUUUUUUGCUAAUUCGAGUGAGGCAGUUUCCGGUAUUGUCGCAGCUUUGAAGAAUUCCGAUGAAAUCGAAUUUUGUGAAUCGAUUAUUGCGAUUUUGGACCUGAUUUUGUCGGAGAGUGGUGUUAAAGAGCACUUGAAUAGGUUGAUUUUGAAGAGCGAUACCGAUUAUCUAUCGCGAUUCGUUCCGCUUCUUCAGAAAGGGGGCUUGAGCUCGAAGAUUCAAUCCGCCAGAGUUUUGGAAUCUAUCGCGUUGGACGGCGACUCACAGCUUAAGAUCGCCGAGAAGCAAGGCUUACUCUACGAGCUUUGCCAUUUAAUCAGUGAAGAAACCGAUCGAUUUGCAAUCGAGGCCGGAGUUUCAAGUCUGAUAGCCGUUUCUACCUCCAGGCCGGUGAAGAAAGAGCUCGUUCGGUUCGGUGUUGUGAAAACCAUCGGUAAAAUUCUCUCCGGUCCAGAAACGGCAAACGCAGUGAUGGAGAAGACUUUGAAACUGCUAGAAACAGUUGCGACGUGUACGGAAGGGAGGGCCGCAAUCGGUGCCGACGAGGAGUGCGUAGCGGGGAUAGUGAAGAGGCUGAUGAAGUGCUCACGAGCGGCGACGGAGCACGGGAUCACGGUGCUGUGGAGCGUCUGCAGCCUGGCGCGUGACAAGGACGCACAGGAGGCGGUGGGCAAGGUCAACGGGAUUACCAAGGUAUUGCUGGUGAUGCAGAGCGACUGUUCGGCCGGCGUUCAGCAGAUGUGCGGAGACUUGGUCAAAGUUCUACGGGUGAAAAAUUCAAAGUCGUGUUUGGCGUGUUAUGAGACCAAGACUACGCACAUCACACCGUAUUGAACACUCCACUCUGUAUUUGACUAACCAAAUUUUAUUGCUACUUGAGUACCUGUUACGACUUGGUCAUUGGUAUCAUUGAUUAGCUAAAGUCAAAUUUGUACAUGAAACUAGCAAUUGAACACACACCAACAAUUGAUACAUUUUUUUUUUCUUUUAUAUAAUUUUCUUGGAAUUCCUUUUGCAA